AUGGCCCGCACAAGCUGCUCCCGCGUCCCCCAGCGCGCGGGAAGGCGCAUCCCGCAGCUCCCCCCCCACCCGCGCCCGGUUCCCGCGGAUCCGCCGCAGCCUCCCGCUUUUCCGCCCCCAGCGCUGGCCCCAGCGGAUCCGCUGCCCCCCCGAGUUCCGCUCCCCGCGAAAGCAGUGACGAAGGAAGUGACUAUAACGAAAGGAGUGGCCACGGGGGCGCUUAAAGCGAGAGCUGAGAAGCCACGAGUUACCACUCCUGGAGCAGUAACAGCAGCCACAGACGCCGGCAGGGCGGCAGGCUCACGAGCUGGGAGUGCUGCUGAUGGCUUGGCAGAGGCGGCUGAUGGCUCACAGACCACCGGUGGGCCCAGCACGGGCUUUAAGGAGGAGGAGUGGCAGCAGCAGCUGGCGCUGUUUGCUGGUGACAGCAGCCGCAGGGAGAUGGUUCUGACGGGCAAGGAGAGCCGGCGGUACGAGCAGGACAUCAAGAGGAUCGCUUCUCAGUUCCGCCUGCACAGGGAGAUGGGUCUGACGGGCAAGGAGAAUAUUAAGAGGAUUGCUGCCCAGUUCCGCCUGCACAGGGAGGUAUCUUUCGAGUUGAGAGAGAUGGUUUUGACGGGCAAGGAGAGCCGGCGCUACGAGCAGGCGAUCAAAGAGGAUCGCUGCUCAAUUCCGCCUGCACAGGCAUCACCGGAAGGGGCAUCCAUGCUGGCGUUGAGGCAGAGCCUGCCUGCAUGGAAGGAGCGAGAGCGGCUGCUGCAGGCAGUGCGAGAUAACCAGGUGGUGGUUGUGUCUGGUGAGACAGGAUGCGGCAAGACCACUCAGCUACCCCAAUAUCUGCUGGAAGAUGCAGUGGAAUCGGGGCAGGGAGCGCAGAGUUCCAUCAUUUGCACGCAGCCCCGGAGGAUAUCGGCAGUGGCGGUGGCAGAGAGGGUGGCUGCUGAACGGGGGGAGAGCAUCGGACAGUCGGUGGGAUAUCAAGUCCGUCUGGAAGCGCGCAGGAGCAGGGCCACGCACCUGCUAUUCUGCACCACGGGCGUGCUGCUGAGGCGACUGGCUUCUGACCCGCUGCUGACAGGCGUGACUCACAUCGUGGUGGACGAGAUUCACGAGCGGGGCAUGAAUGAAGACUUCCUCCUCAUCGUCUUGAGAGACCUACUCCCCCGCCGUUCGGAUCUCAAGCUGGUGCUAAUGAGCGCAACUCUCAAUGCAGACCUCUUCUCGCAGUACUUCAAUGGUGCUCCCACACUGCACAUCCCGGGCUUCACAUAUCCUGUGCGAUCGUACUUUCUGGAAGACGUGCUGGAGCUCACCGGGCACGAGGUCACUCUCUACAACCAGGUGGACGACUACGGCAGCGAGCAGCAGUGGAAGCGGAGGCGCCAGAUGGCCCUAAUGGAGAAGCGGAGAAAGAGCCUGGAACCUUCCUUUGUCCAGGAAGCCCUCGCCAACCACUCGUUUGCCUCCCACUCGCCCUUUGUGCAACGAUCCAUGGAGCGAUGGACUGGCGAAGGUGUGGGUUUCUCCCUCAUCGAAUCCGCUCUUGAGUUUGCCGAGAGGGAGGAGGAGCCGAGGGAAGGGAAGCAGGACGCAGCAGGGGUUGUAGGGAGCAGGGAUGCAGGGGCGGUGCUGGUGUUCAUGACGGGGUGGGAUGACAUCAUAGGAAUGAGGGACAGGCUGAGGGAGCACCCACUGCUGGGCGAUGAGAGCCGUGUGCUGCUGCUCACGUGCCAUGGCAGCAUGCCCAUUGAAGAGCAGAAGCUGAUUUUCAACCCACCACCCCCCGGAGUUACCAAGGUCAUUCUAGCCACCAACAUGGCCGAAACCUCCAUCACCAUCAACGAUGUGGCCCUAGUCAUCGACACAGGAAAGGCCAAGGAAACCUCCUACGACGCCGUCAACAACGUGCCGUGCCUGCUCCCCCAGUGGGUCUCCAAAGCCUCUGUGAAGCAGCGGCGGGGGAGGGCGGGGAGGGUGCGUCCUGGCGUGUGUUUUCAUCUGUACCCGCGCCCGCUGUUUGCUGCUCUGCCGGAGUAUGGCCAGCCGGAGCUGCUGCGGGCGCCGCUGCAUUCUCUCUGCUUGCAGAUCAAGACACUCGGGCUGGGCAACAUUGGGGAGUUCCUGGGGAAGGCCAUACAGCCGCCUGAGCCUCUAGCUGUGAGUUGGGGCUUGUUCAAUUGGUGGAUUAGAAUCUGCCUGCAGAUCAAGACGCUCGGGCUGGGCAACAUUGGGGAGUUCCUGGGGAAGGCCAUACAGCCGCCUGAGCCUCUAGCUGGGAGUUGGGGCUUGUUCAAUUGGUGGAUUAGAAUCUGCCUGCAGAUCAAGACGCUCGGGCUGGGCAACAUUGGGGAGUUCCUGGAGAAGGCCAUACAGCCGCCUGAGCCUCUAGCUGUGAGUUGGGGCUUGUUCAAUUGGUGGAUUAGAAUCUGCCUGCAGAUCAAGACGCUCGGGCUGGGCAACAUUGGGGAGUUCCUGGGGAAGGCCAUACAGCCGCCUGAGCCUCUAGCUGUGAGUUGGGGCUUGUUCAAUUGGUGGAUUAGAAUCUGCCUGCAGAUCAAGACGCUCGGACUGGGCAACAUUGGGGAGUUCCUGGGGAAGGCCAUACAGCCGCCUGAGCCUCUAGCUGUGAGUUGGGGCUUGUUCAAUUGGUGGAUUAGAAUCUGCCUGCAGAUCAAGACGCUCGGGCUGGGCAACAUUGGGGAGUUCCUGGGGAAGGCCAUACAGCCGCCUGAGCCUCUAGCUGUGAGUUGGGGCUUGUUCAAUUGGUGGAUUAGAAUCUGCCUGCAGAUCAAGACGCUCGGGCUGGGCAACAUUGGGGAGUUCCUGGGGAAGGCCAUACAGCCGCCUGAGCCUCUAGCUGGGAGUUGGGGCUUGUUCAAUUGGUGGAUUAGAAUCUGCCUGCAGAUCAAGACGCUCGGGCUGGGCAACAUUGGGGAGUUCCUGGGGAAGGCCAUACAGCCGCCUGAGCCUCUAGCUGUGAGUUGGGGCUUGUUCAAUUGGUGGAUUAGAAUCUGCCUGCAGAUCAAGACGCUCGGGCUGGGCAACAUUGGGGAGUUCCUGGGGAAGGCCAUACAGCCGCCUGAGCCUCUAGCUGUGGAUAACGCCAUAGAGCUAUUGGAGGAUGUGGGUGCGCUGGACAAGGAUGAGAACCUCACACCGCUUGGCCGACACCUCACAACACUGCGUGGGGAAGAUGCUGGUGAUGGCGGCGGUGCUGUCGUGGCGUGUAUGAACUCUCUCCUCUCCUCUGUGCUACUCCCCGUCCCAAUCAACCCAUCCUGCAAUCCUCUCUCAGGUCGCCACCUCACAGCACUCCCUCUGGAACCACGCGUGGGGAAGAUGCUGGUAAUGGCAGCAGUGCUGUCAUGUGUCAACCCGGUUCUCACUGUAGCUGCAACUCUCAGUGAACGAGAGCCGUGGGUGCGACCAGCUGAUAAGAGAGAGGUGGCUGAUUCAGUGCGCCUGCGCUUUGCAGGGGAUGACUUCAGUGACCACUUCGCAGCAGUGCGGGCAUUCGAGGGGUGGGUGGCGGCUCUUGGGUCAGGGACCAGCCGCAGCGAUGGUACUGCUGCUCUGGGAUCAGCAACCAGCCGCAGCGAUGGCUACAGCGCUGCUCGGGCGUACUGCUACAACCACUUCCUAUCACAUCCCACCAUGCAGGCACGUGCUGGUGUUAUGGAUACAUCCUGA
Molecule: messenger RNA, 3690 nt
Organism: Closterium sp. Yama58-4
Lineage: Eukaryota; Viridiplantae; Streptophyta; Zygnematophyceae; Desmidiales; Closteriaceae
Source: the annotation of a GenBank genome assembly